UCUCUCUCUCUCUCUCUCUCUCUCUCAUUUUAACACAUCUUUCAAAUUACAUCAACUUACUUUUUCUCUCUUCAUCACAUAUAUAUACAUAAUAUUAACACUAAUUAGCUAAUUAUACUAUACAAUACUACUAUAGCAAACUAUGUUCUUUCCUAUGGUGAUUCUCAAGUUAAUAGAUUGGAUCAUAUACCAACUCUUAGCCAAUUCAUGUUACAGAGCUUUAAGAAAGAUGAGAAGAAAUUUCUACGCAAUAGUACUCCGUUCAUCACAACAACAACAACAACAACAACUCUUCCCCACCAUAACAAAGUGUGGUCUUGACUCUAGAGGAUCACAACAUGCUCAUAUUGUCACUGAUUUCCACGGAGUUCUCCUGAGGACUCACUCUUUCUUCCCUUACUUCAUGUUAGUGGCCUUCGAAGGUGGUGGGAUUUUAAGGGCUUUUCUUCUUCUAUUGUCUUGUUCUUUUUUGUGGCUUUUGGACUAUGAAAUGAAGCUCAAAGCCAUGAUUUUCAUAUCCUUUUGUGGGCUCAAGACUAAGGACAUGGACAACGUUAGCAGAGCUGUUUUGCCCAAGUUUUAUUUGGAGAAUCUUAAUGUUGAGGCGUACGAGGUUUUGGCUUCGGCUGGUACUAAGACUCUGCUCACUAGUCUUCCUAGAGUUAUGGUUGAGGGUUUUGUUAAGGAGUAUUUGAGUGUUGAUGAUGUUUUUGGAACUGAGUUAGAAGUUAAUGGGAAAAGAUUUAGUGGUUUUGUUUCUCAAAAUGGUUUGCUUGUUAAGCAUAGAGCUUUGAAGGAACAUUUUGGUGAUAAAAAGCCUGAUAUUGGACUUGGUACUCCAAGCUUUCAUGACCAACUCAUUUUAUCUCUAUGCAAGGAGGGUUACAUAGUGAACGUGAAAGAUGCUGAGAAUAUAAAAAAUGGUAACAAUAAAGUAACUAUGAGAAGGGAAAAUUACCCAAAACCCCUCAUUUUCCAUGAUGGAAGAUUAGCCUUCUUGCCCACACCAGCUGCAACUCUAGUCAUGUUCUUAUGGUUACCUUUGGGGGUCAUUUUAGCCAUUUUCAGAAUCUCAGUUGGGUUUCUUCCAUUCCAAAUUGGAACCCCAUUGGGGAUUUUAGCUGGCGUUGACUUAACGGUCAAAGGUGACACCAAUUGGGAAAGUAACGAUCCUCAAAACAAAAAGAAAGGAAUCCUGUACGUGUGCAACCACAGAACUCUAGUAGACCCUGUUUUCAUAAGCAUUUCAUUGGCCAAACCAGUGACAGCUGUCACCUACAGUCUAAGCAAAAUGUCAGAAUUCAUCUCAACCAUUCGAACGGUUAGGUUGACUAGAGAUAGAGAGCAAGAUGGUUUGACCAUGAAGAAAUUGCUUAGUGAAGGUGAUUUGGUUGUUUGUCCUGAAGGAACAACUUGUAGAGAGCCUUAUUUGUUGAGGUUUAGCUCUUUAUUUGCUGAGUUAAGUGACGAAAUUGUCCCUGUAGCUGUUAACGCAAAAGCCACUAUGUUUUAUGGGACUACAGCUAGUGGGCUCAAAUGUUUGGACCCACUUUUCUUCUUCAUGAAUCCUAGGCCUGGAUAUAUUGUUCAUUUUCUCGGGAAAAUUCCAAAAGAAAUGUCUUGUGGUGCAGGUGGAAAAUCCAGCUGGGAAGUAGCUAAUUACAUACAAAAACAAUUGGCUAAUACUUUGGGUUUUGAAUGUACUAGUCUUACUAGGAGAGACAAGUACUUGAUGUUAGCUGGGAAUGAAGGAAUAGUUGGUGAUAAUAAUAAUAAUAAUAAUAAUGAUAAUAAGAAGAAGAAAUCAGCAGGUUUCUCCUAUUUCUAGUUCAAAUUAUUUAAAAAAUAUAAUAUUAUUAUUAUUAUGUUUUAAUUUUGGGAAAGACUUAUAACUUUGUAUUUUCUCAUCUUAUGAUGUAACGUAUAUAUUUCCUUAAAUAUAAAUAUAUGUAUUUAUUUAGUUUAUUAG
This is a messenger RNA of Cannabis sativa, 1969 nucleotides long. RefSeq names its product glycerol-3-phosphate acyltransferase 1. Gene Ontology annotation, molecular function: glycerol-3-phosphate 2-O-acyltransferase activity; phosphatase activity. Gene Ontology annotation, cellular component: membrane. The record is from RefSeq and is a predicted model, not a curated record. Bases 143 to 1828 code for a protein of 561 amino acids. Gene Ontology annotation, biological process: cutin biosynthetic process. NCBI's taxonomy places the organism in Eukaryota, Viridiplantae, Streptophyta, Magnoliopsida, Rosales, Cannabaceae. The transcript is spliced from 2 exons.